Apis dorsata (giant honeybee) is the source of this 1199-nucleotide messenger RNA. RefSeq lists its product as uncharacterized. The record is from RefSeq and is a predicted model, not a curated record. Bases 120 to 1043 code for a protein of 307 amino acids. The transcript has 6 exons. Lineage: Eukaryota; Metazoa; Arthropoda; Insecta; Hymenoptera; Apidae.
CUUUCUUCAGAUCAAUCAUCUGUCAUCAAUUAAAGAUAUUAUUUUGGAAAGGUUAAUUCUUUCUUAAAAUUUAUUUAUUCUUUAUAAAUUUUUCGUAACAAAUUUUAAAUAUAAAGAAUAUGCAUCAAACAAGUGUAAAAUGUAAUGUAAAAUUAUGUUCAAACAAUGAUGUUCCGCCAUCGUCAGUAAUCCGCACUUGCCUUGGUCCAUCCUUGGCACAAGUAUUUUUUGACUAUACUCAUCAUGAUACAUUAAAAUUAUUAGAUGUACUAAUAACAUCAAAAACAUCAAAACCAUGCUUUUCAAUUUCUCCCGAGGAUCAAAUGAUCAAAAAUGAUGUACCACCAACAGAUCAUCAAAUCAUAAAAGCAUUUGUACAUCAAAAUAUAUUAGAGAUAGGUGAAGCUCUCUUAGAAAAUUUAAAAAAGGAAGUUGAAGAAAAUUUAAGGGAAAAAGUAGAAAGGCAAUCACGAGAGAAGUUUUAUUUAUAUCAAGCAAAAAAAAGGCGAGAAGCCGAUCUGCAAACACAACAAUUGCAUGAAAAAUACCAGAAUUUCCUUGAAUCUGUUCGAGUUAAUUUACAAAAACAGCUCGAAAAAGAAUGGUUUAAAGCAGCCGAAGAAUGUGCCAAGAAUACUCAAAAAGCAAUUAUACAAGAACGGAUGAAUAUAACACAGGAAAUGAUACGAAAGAUGCGCGUAGAAAUCACUCAUAUUACACAAUCAUUAUAUAAUGAUUUUGAAAAAUUAUUUUGUGCUAAAAGAGAUACUAUAAUCGCUGAUUUCAACCAAAUCAUGAGGAAGAGGCAUAUUAAAUUUAAAAAUGAAAUGCAAGAAUUAAAAGAAAAAGCGAAUAGAGAUAUGUAUAUUCAAAAACGUCAAUUUGAAAUGCAAAGUGUCACAGAUAUAAUUUAUGUUCUUUGCUUAGAGCGAGUACGAAGUAAUAGAGAAAAACAUGCCAUACAUAAAUACUUCGAGGACGAUACCAUUCUGGAUCUUUAUGAAGACUUGAUAUUUUUGGAUGAUAAAAUUCACGCAUCAUAACAAAUGUGUGUGAAACUUUACUUCGUGGAAUUGGUGGAUAAUCUGAUAGAUGCCAUCCAUAUAUCCAAUUUGUACACUCCGGAUAGUAAUAACGACUUUCUGGAAGAUCUUUUAAUCUAAAAUAAUUAAUGAAAAUAUUAGUAAAAAAUAUUGGUA